GAUUUCCUUCUCGAGAGCGCCAGCGCGGCUUCGACAACAAACGAAUGGACUGCGUGCUGUCGGCGACUGAGGAGUGCGAGCACUUCGACGAAUUCCAGGCUCAAAUUGGCGUUGGCUGCUCUUGCAAAAAGGGUUUGAAGCCGGAGAGUCCAAACCAAGAUGACUUUUCCUUCAUUCGGUGUUCGAGCUUCGGGGUUUACGGGGUUUUCGACGGCCACGGCCCCUGCGGCCACCAAGCCUCCGACUUCGUCCACCGCGUGCUGCUGCUGCUGCUGCUGUCGCACCCUUUGCUGCGCAGCGACGUUUGUGCUGCACUUCGCGGGGCUUUCCACGCGGUCAAACCCUAA
This is a messenger RNA of Eimeria tenella, 347 nucleotides long. RefSeq names its product protein phosphatase 2C, putative. The annotation marks the transcript as partial. Gene Ontology annotation, molecular function: cation binding. Lineage: Eukaryota; Apicomplexa; Conoidasida; Eucoccidiorida; Eimeriidae. The transcript has 3 exons. The record is from RefSeq and is a predicted model, not a curated record.